ACAAAACAUCAAGUGAAGAACCAAUAAAACUAGGAAAGAUGAGGAAAAACAUCCUUGUACUUUUGGUUGCUUCCAUUUUGUUGGUUGGGUGCAUGGGUGGUGCUCAUGGGAAGGGCCAUGGGAAGGGUGGUGGCUUGAAGAUGAAAUAUUAUCAGAAUCUAUGUCGUUCGGUUUCGGUUGAAAAUACAGUUAGGGAUAUUGUAUGGAGCAAGGUUUCUGCAGAUCCUGCCAUGGCUGCCAAGCUUCUAAGGCUUCAUUACCAUGACUGUUUUGUUAGGGGAUGUGAUGGAUCAAUUCUACUGGAUCCUACUCAAAACACAACAACAGAAAAGACUGCUGGACCAAACAGAUCUAUUUCUGGGUACGAAGUAAUUGAUGAAAUAAAGACAAAGUUGGAAGCCAAUUGUCCCGGAACUGUUUCUUGUGCGGACAUUGUCGCCCUAGCAGCUAGAGAUGCGGUUUCAUUCCAAUUUCGAAGGGAAAUGUGGCCGGUUUUUACGGGAAGGAAAGAUGGAAGAGUUUCAUUGGCAUCAGAAGUUGGUGGGAAUUUACCAUCUGCAAACGCUAAUUUCACUACCCUCUUAAACCAAUUUGGAACCAAAGGCCUUAACCUUAACGACCUCGUGACACUUUCAGGGGCACACACAAUUGGGAUCUCACAUUGCACCCUCGUCGCCCGAAGACUCUACAACUUUACAGGAGUCGGAGAUGCUGACCCGUCUCUUGACCCUACUUAUGCACAAACAUUGAGGAACCUAUGCCCAAACCCUAUCAAUCCAAGCACCGCUCUUGAAAUGGAUCCUAACAGCUCUCUCUCGUUUGAUUCAGACUACUACCGGGCGUUAAACCAACAUAAAGGUCUAUUCGUAUCUGAUGCGGCAUUACUCACAAACCGUCAAUCAGCUUCGGUGGCAAAAAUUUUAGAAAACCCAAAACUUUUCUUUGCUCAAUUUGCCAUGUCCAUGGUUAAAAUGGGAGCUGUUGAAGUUCUCACCGGUGGUCAAGGAGAAGUCAGGACAAAUUGUCGAGUCGUUAAUAGUUAACGAUAAAGAUAAGACUUCAUUCCUUGAUUUUGUGUAUCAUGUCCUAUAUAGGACGAUAUUAUUAUGUGUGACAACUUGUAAUAAUUUUGAUUUAAUAAAUUAAAGUGUUUAUUUUGGGUUA
Messenger RNA from Helianthus annuus (common sunflower), 1164 nucleotides. Its product is annotated as peroxidase 24. NCBI's taxonomy places the organism in Eukaryota, Viridiplantae, Streptophyta, Magnoliopsida, Asterales, Asteraceae. Gene Ontology annotation, biological process: response to oxidative stress; hydrogen peroxide catabolic process. The record is from RefSeq and is a predicted model, not a curated record. The coding region runs from base 39 to 1043 and encodes 334 amino acids. The transcript is spliced from 4 exons. Gene Ontology annotation, molecular function: heme binding; peroxidase activity. Gene Ontology annotation, cellular component: plant-type cell wall; plasmodesma.